UUACUUUUUGUCUUUUCUUUAACUUACUGGGCCAGAAACUUCUGAUUUGUCAAAUGCUUAUCAGAGUGUCUAUGUUAAAGUGCAUAUUUAAGCAUAUUAUCAGUACUGAAUUUGUUCUACAUUUCAACAGAGCACACAACAGAUUGCCAGGAAACUGUGGGACUUCUUUGAAGAUCAUGGGAAGCAAAGGCACUGUACGGGUUGUGGAUUUGAGGAGUGAUACAGUGUCACAACCAACACAGGAAAUGCGCAAAGCUAUGUUUGAAGCGGCAGUGGGUGAUGACGUUUAUGGUGAAGAUCCAACAGUCAAUGCACUGGAAGAAAAAGCAGCAGCUCUACUCGGAAAAGAAAGUGGAUUGUUUGUACCAAGUGGGACAAUGGCAAACCUAUUAGCAAUCAUGGUUCACUGCAGCCAGAGAGGAAGUGAAAUGAUAUGUGGGGAGAAAAGUCAUACAUUCUUGUUUGAACAGGGUGGUCCAGCACAGAUUGCUGGAGUACAAAUAUGGCCACUGCGUAACAAUCCAGAUGGAACAUUUGACUUAGAUGAUAUGGAGGAGAAAGUGCGAAAUCACACAGAUGACCACGAACCAAUGACAUCUCUCAUCUGUGUUGAGAACACCCAAAAUUGGUGUGGCGGAAGAGUGUUGUCAUUGGAAUGGUUAGAUGAUCUGGCAGUACGUGCUAAUAAACUUCACAUACCUCUACAUAUGGACGGUGCCCGGUUGUUCAAUGCAGCAGUUUACCUAAAAGUACCAGCAUCACGCAUUGUCAGAGAUUUUGCAUCUGCCACAUUCUGUAUUAGUAAGGGAUUGGGAGCCCCUGUGGGUGCAAUAUUGACUGGGGAUAAACAGUUCAUACGCAAGAGCCGACGUUUAAGGAAGGCACUGGGUGGAGGAAUGAGGCAAGCGGGUGUGAAUACUAUGGUGGUCAGGCUUGCAGAAGAUCACAACAGGGCCAAUGCCAUUGGGAAAGCUGUUGCUGAAUCUGGCAGUAAAAUCUUUCAAGUUGACUAUGAGAAUCUCCAGACUAAUAUUGUCAUGAUAAAUAUCAACAGUCAACAGAUCACUUCUGAAGAAUUCUGUAAUCGUUUAACGAUGGUCACAAAAAAUGAAGCUGCCAAACUUGGAAACAAAACUGCAAUUAUUAAGAUCUGCCCCGUAACAAAUAAGUCUGCCAGACUUGUUACUUACUAUGAGAUUACUGAUGCAGAUGUGGAAGCAACAAUUUGCAAACUGAAACUUGUUAUGCAAGAAUACGAAACACCCUGACCACGGAAAAUUCAGCAUAAAAAUGUAUGGAUGUGAUUGGUGCAUUUAAUUAGACCAAACUAUGAUUAUUCUUAAGAAAAUGUAGCAUGCAAUAAUACCAUUAAAUGCAUAUAUUAUAAAGCAUUAAAAGUGAGAACCCCAUAUAAAUUCAAAAUACGUGUUCAUGACCCCAUUCAGAAACAGAUGAACCAGAAAAAUAAACAGAUCCCAUGAUG
This is a messenger RNA of Zootermopsis nevadensis, 1483 nucleotides long. RefSeq lists its product as uncharacterized. The record is from RefSeq and is a predicted model, not a curated record. Lineage: Eukaryota; Metazoa; Arthropoda; Insecta; Blattodea; Termopsidae. Gene Ontology annotation, cellular component: cytosol. Gene Ontology annotation, molecular function: L-allo-threonine aldolase activity. Gene Ontology annotation, biological process: glycine biosynthetic process; L-threonine catabolic process.